CUCACUCCGCCCCCGCCCACGCGCUUCUCAGACUGGACGCGCACUGUUCAGCCGCUCCUCCAACAGCUGUGGAGUCCGGUCCUCUGUGGCAUCACGCAGUAACAACGGGCGACCAAUAGCCAAAAUGUGAGAAAGGCAAGCAGCCAUACGGCACUUUUUUUGAAAGUGGGUCGCGCAGUUGAGAAGCGGAUCGGUCUCCCCACGCGUGCGUAAAGUUGGUCGUGGCGCAGCGGGAGCUGUGUGCUGUGUGAGCCAAAGAGGACAGAAGUGAGUUAUUCUGCGGUGGAUCACACGUUUCCCCGGAUGCAAUGGAUUCGCCAGUGAAUCUUUGGCACGCACUGACAAGCUGAUGCUGCCGGGGGGGAACAAUCGCCUCGACUUCAACAGUUGGCCUCGUCUUUCCAGAGUCUGGCGACGGAGACGGACCGGAGCGCGCGGCGAGGCGGCAGAUGCUGGACAGACACUCAAAGCUCGUCAAUUGAAUUUGUCUGGAGCGCAGAAGAAGUAGGACAAAGCACUGUAACGCCGCCCAGCUUCUUCUUUUUCGUCAUGCGUAGGGACCGCUCGCCGUUUCAGUUCCAACGGGCCACUUUCCCUGAAAGCUGCAGCUAGUGGAAAGUUCUGUCGUUUACGCCCACUCCACUGUCCUUCCUCCGAUCAGCAUGACCGACCGUGUGCAGCCUGCUGCGGCCGACGGCUGCACGGACGGGGAGAGCAUCAACCUCAGCGUGCUCAACUGGGAGCAAGUGCAGCGGCUGGACGCCAUCCUCACCGGCUCCAUCCCCAUCCACGGCCGCUGGAACUUCCCGACUCUGGAGGUGAAGCCGCGCGACAUCGUCAAGGUGGUCCGCAGCCGCAUGGAGGAGAAGCGGAUCCACGUCCGGGAGGUGCGCCUGAACGGCUCCGCGGCCAGCUACGUCCUGCACGAGGACAGCGGCCUGGGAUGGAAAGACCUGGACUUGAUAUUCUGCGCCGAGCUGAAAGGAGAGAUGGAGUUUCGGAUGGUGAAAGACAUAGUCCUGGACUCUCUUCUGGACUUCUUGCCGGACGGAGUGAAUAAAGAAAAGAUCACGCCAGUGACCCUCAAGGAGGCCUAUGUGCAAAAGAUGGUGAAGGUGUGCAACGACUCCGAUCGCUGGAGUCUCAUCUCCCUCUCCAACAACCACGGCAAAAAUGUGGAGCUAAAGUUUGUGGACUCCCUUCGGCGGCAAUUUGAGUUCAGCGUGGACUCCUUCCAGAUCCGCCUGGACUCACUUCUCCUCUUCUACGAAUGCUCAGAGCACCCAAUGGCCGCCACUUUCCACCCAACGAUCCUGGGGGAGAGUGUCUACGGCGAUUUCCCCACCGCCCUCGAUCACCUGCGCAAGCGCCUGAUCUGCACACGGAGUCCCGAGGAGAUCCGGGGCGGGGGCUUGCUGAAGUACUGCCACCUCCUAGUGCGGGGUUUCCGUGCUGCUUCUGACUCUGAGAUGAAAAUGCUGCAGCGUUACAUGUGCUCGCGCUUCUUCAUAGACUUUCCCGAUGUAUGCGAGCAGAGGAGGAAGCUGGAGUCCUAUCUACAGAACCACUUUGUAGACCUGGAGGACAGGAAGUACGACUAUCUGGCCAUGCUGUACGAGGUGGUGCAGGAGAGCACGGUGUGCCUGAUGGGCCACGAGAGGCGUCAGACGCUCAGCCUCAUCUCGUCCCUGGCACUGCGGGUCCUGGCGGAGCAGAAUGCCAUUCCCAACGCUGCCAAUGUCACCUGCUUCUACCAGCCGGCUCCUUACGUCUCGGAUGGCAACUUCAGCAACUAUUACGUUGCGCAGGUUUAUCCCGUCUACGCUUGUCCUCCCUCGCCUCCUCAUGCAUAUCUUACUCCUCAGCAGCAUCCCAUGUACGCCACCUGGUUGCCCUGUAACUAAUCCCUGUGAACAUUCAUGCACUUUUGUGUAUGAGGUCGAGCACGUGCCCAAUUAAAAGGGAUCUUUUUAUCUCUUCCGAGAUGGGAAAGUGAGGGAAAUGAGAGAGGAAAUACUGGAGACAAAAUUAGACAGACAUUAGAACGCAGAUAAAACAUGACAAUAAAGGAAUUGGAAAGGAAAUGAGGACGAGGAGCCUGGAUCAAGGCGCUGGGCCAGAGGAAGGUCUCUUCCCUUGGGUAGGAUGCCACAGCUUGGAGGAGCUGAGCACACAGGGAGCGAUGCCAAUGAGACAGGCUGACCAUCAGUUUUAUGGUCCUUUCAUCAGGGGCCAAGAUCGAUUUGGUUGAAAAUCCCACAAGUCGAGCUCAGCCUCGGAGUCAUUGACACCCUGGAUGCAAUGACAUUUUCCUCCUGCGUCGUGAGUUACGACUCACAGGAUCUGAGAUAAAAAGAAGAUCAUCUUCACGUUACGAACUCACACACGGGCAUAGCCACUGAGAGGAACCAACGCACACGAUGCAACAAAGAUAUUGAACAUGAUGCUAUGAAGAUAUAGAUUUGUGAUCUGGCAACAGCAAACCUUUGACUUUUUACAUGUGCUCUGCUGAUUUUGUGUGUGUGUGGGUGGGUGGGGGAGGGGGGGCCAUGCAAAAAGAGGAACUGGAUACUGUUUACAAAUCCAAAGACCAACUUCAAUAUUCAAGUUUAUCUGAACUCUGACAAAAAAACAACAACAACAAAACAAUGCAUGCUUUAUUUCUGUACAGAAAUAAGUUUCUUUAAGUGCCUAUAGAUAAAGCCUAAAGGGAAGAGACACUUUUUUGUGAUCGUGCACAACUGUUGAGUCGUCUCAUUGAUUGAAUGUAUUGCCGAUCGGAGAGUUUACCAAUGCUGAGUAAGGUCUCUUACACUGAGAAAAGUAUCAGACCAACUUUUGACCAUGCUUAGUUGAAGCCUGCUCUUAUCUGCAGUCCUGCUGGACAAGCGCACAUCCUGAUUACCAAAGAGGAAGUAACAACAUAAUCUCAUCAUCUGUAGAAAGAAGGGUUGGGGGUGGCGGGGAGGGGGAGGGGGUUGGAUCAAAAAUGCUUAUUAGAGUGAAAUAGAUUGUUAUUGUGGGAGAAAUGUACGGCAAGAGAAAAAAGGGGUUGGUAUGGAGAACAAAUUGAUCUUCUCUGACUCUUUGCUGGACUGCAACAUAAGACGGACCAGUGCACAGCCUGAUGUAAUUCAAAACGCAGUUUGUCACAGAAUCAUUUUUUACCCAUAGUGGAUUUCAAAAUGCUAAUUCAUCACAUUUAAUUCUUAGAAGGUAUAUAUCAAAAUGAUACACGCUACAUGAAAUGCUUGAGUUUGACAUACACCAGCUAAAAUGCUAAUUGAUAAGUCAAUUUGAAAAAUACAACUCAAGCUGCUUACCUAAAGGUGCCCUGUGGAGUCUAUAGUCAGUGUUACACGCUGUGUAUCCUUAAGGUCUAAAAAGAAACAGCUCAGUGCACACUCCUCCUUAUAAAACAUUUGAGUUUUGGAAUAUUUUAAACCAUGCAUUGUUUACAUCAUUGUCCUUGUGGACCGAGACUCACUUGUAAAAGCAUUGCUCCACAGUGCCACAAGUGAUCAAAAACUCUACGGGACAGCUUUAAGUUUCAAAUACAUAUCAAACAGAAAGUGAAUUAGAUAUGCAAUGUGUUUGGAAUGCAUCUUAAAUCAGCAAUAACCAGAUUAACAUAAUUACAUUUAACAUAAAAAAGAUAUUAAUUAUAAUAUGACAUCAAAUGUAUACAAUUGUCAUUUUUCAACACAUGUUGUGUACAAAGGGAUUUUGAUAUGCUGUAUGCACUGUAAAAGACAAGUGAUUGCUUUCCAUGUGUACAAGAUGUGUGUUCAGGAUUUCCAUCUCCUGUAUUGGUGUCUGCAAAUAUCUGCAGACCUGCCAGCGAUGCAGCUAUGUUUGUCAGAGGGGUGGAGGUGGGAGUGUGUAUGCAGGCAGGCUGCGGCAGUGUACAAGCAUUAUAUCCGUCAACGGCGCCUCAGAUACUUAACGCACAAAGCCAGAAAAACUUUAACGAUGAAGUAAGCUCAACGAACAUCGGGCACUGCACAGUAUUUUUAGCCUCCCUUUUAUGAAAAAUAGCCACAGUUUGAGACUUGUGGAAAUUUGGCUGCAUAGGCAGCUGACAGAUGUCCGAUUUUGAAAUCUCUUCGUAGCAUGGAAAAGUACCACACACUGACCGUAACAAAGAAAAAAACAACAACUUUGAGCCCAGUUGAAGCCCAAUCACAUGGAUAUUUUUUGAAUGGCAUUAAGAGUUGAGCCAGGGUUUUUCUCAGCUUCGCGAGAGACUCAGCAUAUUCUCUCAAACAUGUUGUCGGAGCUCCAAAUUUUCUAUCGAUCUCUAUUUUUGUACAGUUUGUCUUUGGCUGAUUGUAGCAGGCAGAUUCAAAGCUGUGUCAUUGACAGUUUUUUUUUCCUUUUGUGUGGUGGUGUGGGGCAAUUCUGGGUUUAUUUGGGCUGAGGAGGAGCAGUGCAGGGGGACACAGUGGCUACACUGAGAUGCAGAUUUGACUUGUGACCGUUGGACGUGUGCUCUGAACUGUUUCCUAUGGAUUUCUGUUGCUCUAAAGAGAUUGUGUCACUGUUCUAUGUGUUUGUAACUGCCGUCCUGUUUGGACAUGGAAAAUAAUGAUCUGAAAAUUGUUUUACAAGUUUAUCAACUUGAUAAUUAAAAACAAAGAAAGACCACCAGA
Molecule: messenger RNA, 4652 nt
Organism: Scophthalmus maximus (turbot)
Lineage: Eukaryota; Metazoa; Chordata; Actinopteri; Pleuronectiformes; Scophthalmidae
Product: terminal nucleotidyltransferase 5A-like
Exons: 2
Coding region: 663-1904 (413 amino acids)
Biological process (GO): mRNA stabilization
Molecular function (GO): poly(A) RNA polymerase activity; RNA binding
Source: RefSeq, a predicted model, not a curated record